Molecule: messenger RNA, 1791 nt
Organism: Haliotis rufescens (red abalone)
Lineage: Eukaryota; Metazoa; Mollusca; Gastropoda; Lepetellida; Haliotidae
Product: ELKS/Rab6-interacting/CAST family member 1-like
Exons: 12
Coding region: 47-1702 (551 amino acids)
Source: RefSeq, a predicted model, not a curated record
UGCCGGUCAACGAGCGCCGCGUUUCAACUUGCUUCCUGUUGAUAAGAUGUCUCGAACUUCGUCAACAUUUGGAAAACAGGCCGGAUUACGGUCAUCCGUGAGAUCUUUGGGAGGGUCUAGCAUAAACAUGUCGAGAAUAUCUCAACCUCUUGGAUCUCAAGGUCCUGCUGUUUAUGAUUGGAGCCGGAAACUUAGAUCAAGGAGUCCAUCUCCUUCAAGACUUUCAAAUACUGAGUCAAAAGGUGCUUAUUUAACGGAUGUACCCUCUCGUGCAUCCAGCAUGCUCAAGAGAGACAGUUCUGUGAACAACUCUCUUCGGAAGAGCACAGGGAACUUGGCAGCAGGCUUUUCUGGAAAGAUGGACAAGAGCCACAGUAACCUAACUGGUAUUGAAGCUGAGUACAUCAAGAAUCUCCAGCAACAGAUCUACUUCCUGGAACUCGAGGCCAACUAUCUAAGAAACCAGGCGAAGAAGGCAACAGACAUGCAUCCUAAAAUGACUGCUGAAGCUGAACAAAUGCUCACCAAACUGAGGCAAAUGCAGUCAGACAUGGAUGGUAUGCACUCGCAGAUGAGGCAGAAAGAGUCGGGGAUGGCCAUGGCUUAUGCUGAGAGGGAGAAAUUUGAAGAACAACACAUGGCUGAUAGAGACACAUGGCAGCGAGAAAAGCGAUUGCUGACAGAUGAGAUUAUCACCUUCAAGAAGGAGAAGGAUCGAUGCCAGAGAGAGGUGUCUCGGAAGGACACACAGCUUCUGGAGGCGAGGUCGGAAAUAGAUAAAAGUGCUUCUGCCAUAAAGAAUGCAGAGCUUCAGAUCACCACUCUGAGGAGCCAGCUGGAUCAGCGAAUAGAGCAGCACAAGCUGACACAGCUCAACCUGGAGGAGAAGAGAUCUGAGCUGCUGACGGUAGAGACACAGCUCAGGGAGCUGGAAGAGAAGUACUACAGCAGCACAGUCACAAUACAGGACAAGGUCACACAGGACCUCAGGGAAGAGAUCCGCUACCUGAGACAGAAGCUGAAGGAGACAGAGCUGGCGGCACAGAAAGAUCGCUACCUGAGAGAUAAGGUGUCAGAGGACAGCUCCCAUCUGGUGAAGGAGAACGCCAUGCUCAAUCAGCAGAACUCCGAGAUACACAAACAGAUUGAAAGGGAACGUGGCUUGAGGGAAAGCAAUGACCAACGCCAUCAUGAGAAUAUUGCGGAACUUGUGAAUAGUCGCGACAAGGAGAAACAACAACAGUUUGAAAUUGAACAGCUACGGGAACAACUGCGACGAGAGUCUGAAAAGGGUCAGCAUUACUUGGAAGAGCUCACAAAGAAAGAAACAAUACACAGCAGCACCGAGCAUCAGCUGAGCUCUGUCCACAGCCGUGUAGGAGAGCUGGAAGGCAUGCAAGUGGCUACUGAUGCAGAGAACACCCAGCUGAGACGAGACAAGUUGCUCCUUGUGGACCAUGUGGCGGACCUUCAGACCAAGCUGGAGACGAAGGACCGGGAGGUGUUGCAGCUGCAGCACGAACUCGUAUCAGUGGAAGCGCGUCUCAACGAGUUUGAAAACGAGAAUGACCUCGAGCAUACUGUACAGAGUCAGAAGUGGGAGGAGUUUGGGCGGCUAGCCGAGAGUAUGCGAACACUGUCUCACUCCAUGGCGGCACAGUCCGUCACCCCUCACUCCAGUACCAAGAUACUCCGAUACUGAAGCUCAGCACACAUCGACACAGAGCACAAUAUUACUCUGCCAUCUAUUAAAGUAUAGUCUGUAUGAAGAGUUUUCGCAAUGUUAUGCAU